Molecule: messenger RNA, 1349 nt
Organism: Oncorhynchus tshawytscha (Chinook salmon)
Lineage: Eukaryota; Metazoa; Chordata; Actinopteri; Salmoniformes; Salmonidae
Product: protein-lysine methyltransferase METTL21C-like
Exons: 5
Coding region: 339-1088 (249 amino acids)
Biological process (GO): peptidyl-lysine methylation
Cellular component (GO): cytosol; cytoplasm
Molecular function (GO): protein-lysine N-methyltransferase activity
Source: RefSeq, a predicted model, not a curated record
AAGCAGAUCAAACAACUGAGAAUGAGGAAGAAGAGACGCAGAAGGAGGGACUGAAAGAGGGGAACAAGGACAGAGAAAACCAGGUAGACUCUCAGGAUUGCAGAGACGACGAAGAGCAGCAGAAUUCUGCUGGCUCACGUUCUACCUCCGAAUCAGAGCUUGAGGGUCUUGAGGAGGCAGACACUCAGGACUCAAAUGUCCAACGGGAGGAGAGACCAGUCUGGGUCGAACAGUUUGUUGUGGAGGCAGAUAAAAGGUCAGAGGAACAAGACAACAGUUUGGAGGAGGAGGAGGAAGCUGAUGCAGUUGAUGGCAGUAGCCAAGCUUGGGAGAAACAGAUGUUGGAACAUAGUGAUGAAGGAUAUGGGGAUGAUGAUGAUGCAGAAAACACUAACUCCCGCUGUAGCACCGAAGCGACUGAUGAAGACAUUAUCGAGGAGCUGGACACCAAGGAUACAGGAGAUGCCCAGCUGGAUAAUACCCACGUCCCCUGGAUACGACUGGACAGAGAGGUCUACUUCUAUGCUGGGCACAAAAUCAACAUCGUCGAGGCAAUGGACUCCCAUGGCGGAGUGAUAUGGCCAGCAGCAUUGGCUCUAUGUAACUACCUGGAGACCAAUACUGAUGUGAUAGAUCUGAAAGGAAAGCAGGUUUUGGAACUGGGAUCAGGGACAGGAUUAGUGUCUAUCGUCGCCAGUCUACUGGGUGCCCAGGUGACGGCCACCGACCUCCCAGACGUCCUUAGCAAUCUGAGAUACAACUUGCUCCGAAACACCAGAGGGCGCUCUAAAUAUACACCUGAGGUGACAGCUCUGUCCUGGGGUUCUGAGGUGGAACGCACUUACCCACGAUCCGUGUAUCGCUAUGACUACGUGCUGGCGGCUGACGUGGUGUAUCACCACGACUUAGAGGAGCUGUUGGUUACCAUGAAAUACUUCUGUCGUCCAGGAAACACUCUGAUCUGGGCCAACAAGGUCCGCCUCAAGACAAACCUGGUAUUCACUGAAGACUUCAAGAACACAUUCAACACCACCCUGCUGGCUGAGAUGGGAGAGGUUAAGAUCUUCAAGGCCACGUGUAAAAGGUAGGAAUUAUGGAAAGAAGGAUGAGGAACUACUGUCGACAUCCUGCCGACUGUAACCAAGACUCUUUUCUUCUUCCUCUGAGAAAUGCUUGAAGACAGAAGGCGGCCAUCUUGGCUAAUGAUAAUGGACGUUGAUGGACUACUGAUGUUGUUGUUGAUGUUUGUUCUACUUUCAAAUUAUCUACUAUAUAUAGUGCUUUAUUGUUUACUUUGUUUUUACACACGUACUUAGAUAGUUGAUAUUAAUAUUAAAAUGUAUGCACUU